CAUUGUAAGCAUAGUCUGAUAAGAAAGAUUGGAAGGAUUAUUGGUUAGAUUCUACCCGUUUCUUAAAGACUGUGUCCCAUUUUUAUGCAAGCAUCUUUUCAACACUACCACUGUAGUAUCCAAUAGAACAUCGUCGUGAAUUAAAAAGAGAACGGUCGAUGCUUGCUCUUGUUCUUUCAGCGCGUUACUACAGCUGACGACGGGCGGAAGACUGCGCAGUGCAGUAUCACAUGUCAAUGUCCGUUGCGCAUGUACUUACCGGUCAGAGAGACAUGGCAGGUGUUUCGGUUACUUCUUAUUGUUGACUAUUUUUAAUAAAUAAAAAAAACGUUGCCUAGAAACUGUCUGGAGGACAAUGAUAACGUGUAGCUUAGAUAACAAUUUGUGAAACUUACUUUAUGUAACCCACUUACGGGAGCCUUUGUAAACCAUGUCGAAUCCACGAGAAGCAGAGGUUCAAAGUCUUAAGGAGCGUGGAAAUACGUGUGUGAAAGAACAGAAGUAUGAAGAGGCUAUGUUUCAUUACACGCAUGCUAUUAGACUUGAUCCACAAAAUUAUUCUUUGUACAGUAAUAGAUCAUUUGCCUUUUUAAAAAUGCAUCAAUAUCAUUUUGCUAUGGAAGAUGCUCUAAUGACAAUUCAAUUAAAACCAGAUUGGACCAAGGGUUACUUUAGGAAGGCUGAAGUAGAAUCACAAACUUUUCACUUUAGCGAAGCUCUUCAAUCUUACUGCAAAGCUUUAUCGCUUCAACCGAAUGAACCAACUAUUUUAGAAGCAAUGCAUAGAGUAGCCAAAUUAUUGAUUCAAGAUAAAAGAGCUGAUCAACAAAUACCCUGGCUUGGAGCUGGUGUUGGUAUCAUACUUGGAGUUAUAGUUGUAAUUGCUGAUUAUGUUUUUACAAACAAACCUACAUUAACGCAUCCUCUUUUGAUGGUCUUAUUGACAAUGUCCAUAGCAAUGCUAGGUUUUGGCAUUGCAAAGGGAUUUCGUUAUUUCGUAAAACGUCAAAGAAAGUCGCUUUUAGAACCACCAGUGGAUCUUUUUGGUAAUGAUAAAGAAGAGCUUGAUGAUAUUGAAGCUGAAAUGAAUAAUGAAAAAGAGAAACACCCGAAAUAUAGCAAAGCGCAAGCAAGACAAAGAUUUAAAAAAGGAAAAUCAUAAUGUGUUUUGAUACUAACGACGUACAUGAGUUUUUAUGUAAAUUUUAUAUUUUAAAUCCAUACACUUUUUAGCAUCUCAGGAAAACUUCGAAUAUUUAUGAUCAAUACUGUUACAUUGGUAGAAAAAUAUAUACAUACUGUUGAUUACAUUUCGAAAUUCAGUUAUUAUUGAAAAGAAAAAAGUUUGUAUUUUAUGUUGAGACAUUCAUAUUUGAUGUGUUUGCUGUUUAAUAAUUUAUUUAUUCCAAAUAUGAUUGUACUUAAAAUUGUUUCAAAUAUAUCACGGAAGAUAAGGCUGCAAUGAAACUAUAAUUAUUGGUAAGUUAUGUGGUACAAAUAUUUUUAAAUUUAAAAUUAAACAAAAAAAUUCAUUGUUAUAUGAAUUGUAUCAACAUUCAAUGAUAUAAGAGGUUUCAGUUCUUAGAAAAGGUAGCAGAAAUUAUAUGCCAUUUACACUUUUACACAAUUGUAUUGUUGGAUCAAGUACUUUAAAAAUUGUUCUUAUAGCCUAUAUACCAAUUGUUCUUACAAUCAAAAUGAGAGAAAUUAUUUACACCUCUUAAUCUCUUGCACUUCUUCAAUACAAUAAAUAUAAAUGAAUUCUACCUUCUAAACAUAAUCAACAAAAUGCUUUCAAUCUAUUGUCAAGUACCAUAUUAAACAAUGACAAGACAGAAUUUCCGAAUAUGUGUACAAUGAAGCAUGUUAUUUGAAUUUCAAAGUUUAUAAUAUAUGUAUAUAGUACAGUGUAUGUACUAUACAUUAUGCUUGAAGCAUGAAUGUAUAUGACUUAAUACACAAUGGAAAACUUUUA
Messenger RNA from Osmia bicornis bicornis, 1975 nucleotides. RefSeq names its product serine/threonine-protein phosphatase 5-like. The coding region runs from base 431 to 1162 and encodes 243 amino acids. Lineage: Eukaryota; Metazoa; Arthropoda; Insecta; Hymenoptera; Megachilidae. The transcript is spliced from 5 exons. The record is from RefSeq and is a predicted model, not a curated record. Gene Ontology annotation, molecular function: Hsp90 protein binding.